Messenger RNA from Actinia tenebrosa (Australian red waratah sea anemone), 1557 nucleotides. Its product is annotated as oxaloacetate tautomerase fahd2, mitochondrial. The record is from RefSeq and is a predicted model, not a curated record. Gene Ontology annotation, molecular function: catalytic activity. NCBI's taxonomy places the organism in Eukaryota, Metazoa, Cnidaria, Anthozoa, Actiniaria, Actiniidae.
UGGUCGCACUGCACAUGAUUCGACUGCAGGAGUUAUAAAAGCUAGAGUAAGAGCUUAUACAGCACGGGUUUUGGAGGAAGAGUGACAGAUCUAUAGUAAAUUACUACUGGGAUAAUUUUUCUCACUCAGAAAUGAGAUUGGUUCAGUUUGAAUUCAAGGAACGUAUGUCUGUUGGAGUGGAAUUGGUGGAUGGAGGUGAUCUUGUUGAUCUGCAUUCAGUGGACUCGUCUAUUCCAACAGACAUGAAAAACUUUCUAGAAUCAUUUGAAGACUCGAAAGCCAAGGCUCAAAGAAUUUUAGAAAGUGGCAAGGGUGUAAUUUCAAGAGCAGAGGUCAAACUUAAGGCACCGAUCUAUAACCCAGAAAAGGUUUUGUGUGGAGGCAUGAAUUAUGUUGAUCAUUGCCGUGAACAAAAUGCACCAAUUCCAAAAGAGCCUGUAUUCUUCAGCAAGUUUGCAAAUGCCAUUAUUGGUACUGGUGACCCAAUAAUACUAAACAGUGAAGUAAAGGAGUUGGAUUAUGAAGUAGAGCUUGCAUUUAUCAUUGGAAAAAAAGGCAAAAACAUCAAGGAAGAAGAUGCAAUGAAUCAUGUUGCUGGAUAUACUGUAGCACAUGAUGUUUCAGAAAGAUAUUGGCAAUUGCAAAAAAAUGCUGGGCAAUGGUUUCUGGGAAAGACGUUUGAUACCUUUUGUCCUUUAGGACCAGCUUUAGUGACUAAGGAUUCUGUUUCAGAUGUAAACAAACUUGGGAUACGAUGUUGUGUAAAUGGCCAAGUAAGACAGGAUUCUAAUACAGAAAACUUGAUCUUCAAAAUACCAACAAUAAUAGCCUUUGUUUCCAGGCUAUGUACACUUAAAUGUGGGGAUGUCAUUCUGACAGGAACACCCCCUGGUGUUGGUGUCUUUAGAAAACCACCUAUAUUUUUGAAGGACGGAGAUGUUGUACAGUGUGAAAUUGAUGAAAUUGGCUGUAUUAAGAAUCAGAUACAGACUGAGUGAACUCACAUGAAGACAAAACCUGAUCUUCUAUGUAUGUAUUAUCUUGCAUCCCCAAAUGACCUUAGUCUUUCUUCUAGAGAAACGAAUGUUUAUUAAAUUGACUAUAGCAUUAAAGAAUAGCUUAAAACCCAUAAAAAAGCUAACCCAUUAAAAAUAUAAUCUACAUUAAUAUGUGGUGAUUGACAGGCAGUCAUUAUGGUAGGGAAAAAAAUAAAUAACAUGUCAUACUUGGAUAUAGCAUUGAACAAAGAAGAAUCGUCAUUUAAAUCGUUAAAAUUAAUUAGUUUGAUUGAAGCAAACAAAUUCAAUACUAAAUUCAAGUAAUAUAUACCAUACCCAGAGUGCAAAGAACAGACAACAUGGACUUGUUAUAGGCACAACUUAAUUCUUUUGUAAUUUUUUCUGUAUGUUGACACAACAUCAGCAUACUGAUGUGCAGAAUAUACUAGGGCCAUUUAAGGUUAUUCCCUUACAGCAAACAUGCAGUGUUCAUUUCUUAUCCAUUACUGACCUUCUUAGCUUAUUGUUUGCCUAAUAAACUUUACGCAAGUAGAGUGAA